Rhineura floridana is the source of this 3019-nucleotide messenger RNA. Its product is annotated as zinc finger protein 397-like. Bases 716 to 2584 code for a protein of 622 amino acids. The record is from RefSeq and is a predicted model, not a curated record. NCBI's taxonomy places the organism in Eukaryota, Metazoa, Chordata, Lepidosauria, Squamata, Rhineuridae. Gene Ontology annotation, biological process: regulation of transcription by RNA polymerase II. The transcript is spliced from 5 exons. Gene Ontology annotation, molecular function: RNA polymerase II cis-regulatory region sequence-specific DNA binding; DNA-binding transcription factor activity, RNA polymerase II-specific.
UUUCCACUCUGAAAGGCCCAGGCUCAGUCCCCGGCGGGAUCUCCAGGUGUGGAUGGGAGAGAGCUCCACUUGAAACCCUGAAGAGCUGCUGCCAGUCAGUGUGGGCAAUACCAAGCUAAACGGACCUGAGAUCUGGACUCAGUAUAAGGCAGCUUCCUAUGUUCUUAAGCUUUAUUCAUUAGCAUCCACUUGGGCCCUCCAGAAGCCUCCAGGCAUACCCCCUUCACCACGACGACGACGACGCCACCCACUUUCAACACCACGCUCCGGUGCCUCCUUCCCCCCCCCCCGAAGGCGAGUCCUGCCGAGCCCAGGCUGUAUAUAAUAUCUCUCCCACCCCAAUAUGGUCCCGCCGCUGAAGCACGAAAACUACAGUUCCCGGCAGUCACUGCGAAGGAAGGGCCAGAAAGAGCAGGCCCACGGGACAGCGCAGGUGGUUCGCCCCUCUUGUAUCAUCACAACAAUCCUGCAAGGAAGGCUAGGCCUUUGACUGAUAAUGACUGACCCAAAUGUAUGGGGAAAUGAACCUGAUCCUGGAUGCUGUUAACACACCACAGAUGGAUGGACUGCCUUCAAGUCGAUCCUGACUUAUGGCUACCCUAUGAAUAGGGUUUUCAUGGCCAAGAGAGAGGGUGGCUGCUGCGGGGAGCGCUGCCACGACGUCCGUAGGCCUCCAUUACCACCCAGCGCUUGAGCAAGGAGGUCUAGUGGGAAAAUGGGGGAGCAGGAAGCAGGCCCAGCCAGCCCCAAACCAAGCAAGGACUCCAACAGGAGAGCUGGGAAAGCUCUUCAGGUCAGGACGGCAACGGAGCUUCUGCAAUGGGCCGUCCCGCAGCAAGUGAAGCAGGAGCCAAGUGAGGGGACCCCUCAGGGCUGGGACGGCCCCUGGCAGGAGUUCCUGAAGGCAGUCCAGUCCCCGCACCCAGGAUGGGGCAAUCCACAGCUGUUGGCGUCCCCACCAUGGGAGGAGAACAGCAAGAUCUGUGGGGGUCCUUUUGAGGGAGCUGCCGAUGCCUGGAUGUGGCCCCGAGGGGAAUGGGCAGCCCCGCCCUUCUCAGGAGAGGCCCAGCUGGGGUCCCACCCCAACCUGGAUGCCAGAGAGAGUGGCAACGGCUGCAGUGGGAAGUUAAAAGCAGAGAUCCUGAGGCUGGACCCAGUUAGCACAGAGUCUCAGCGCCGGCGCUUCAGGCAGUUCUGCUACCGGGAGGCAGAGGGCCCCCGGGAUGUCUGCUUCCGGCUCCGGGAGCUCUGCCGUCAGUGGCUGGAGCCGGAGAGACACUCCAAGGAGCAGAUUCUGGAGUUGCUGAUCCUGGAGCAGUUCCUGACCAUCCUGCCGCCGGAGAUCCAGAGCUGGGUGAGGGAAGGUGGGCCGGAGACCUGCGCCCAGGCGGUGGCCCUGGCCGAGGGUUUCCUGAGGAGGCCGCGAGAGCCCAAGAGGUGGGCACAGCAGGCUCCAAGGCCUUUCCAGGAAACACCAGGGAACGUCCGCAAGGCAGAGCAGCCUCCGUCGGACUCUGGGCAGUGGCAGCUCUACAGAGAAGCAAAGCAGGACAGCGAUGGCAGCUCAGCGGGUGAUGGGUGGAUGAGCGAGAAUGACGAGGAGAAACAUCAGCUGAAAUGUUCAGAGAAAACAGAACCGUCCGAGGUGCACGGAGAGGCUGCUUUCCUCUGCCCUGACCAGCUAGAAGCCUUUGAAAAUCAACACAAAUCGGAGAAUCUGCAUGAUGGCCACUUGGGGGACGGAGAGUGCAAACCGGUUCCCUGUCAAGAAAUCAUCCAGAAUCUUGGCGACUCCACAGCCCAAGAGAGAAUACACAAGGACCGGAGGAGAAAAGUGUGUACGGAGUGCGGGAAGGCUUUUGGCCGGAGCUCUGACCUGCUUAAACAUCGGAGAACCCAUACAGGGGAGAAGCCCUUCGAGUGCCUCCACUGCGGGAGAAGCUUCAGUGACCGCUCCAACCUCAUCGCACACAGAAGAAUCCAUGCGGACAAGAAACCAUAUCAGUGCUUGGACUGUGGGAAAAGCUUUUGCCAGAACUCCUACCUGGUCCGCCACCGGAGGACCCACACAGGCGAGAAGCCGUACAAGUGCUCAUACUGCGGCAAAGGCUUCAGCGACAGUUCAAACCUAGUAGUGCACAAGAGGACCCACACAGCGAGCGACAAGCCCUACAGGUGCUUGGAUUGCGGGAGAAAGUUCAGCGAGCCCUCUCUCCUCGUUAGGCAUCAGUGGAUGCAUGCCAAAGAGAGGCCGUACAAUUGCUCUGACUGCGGGAAGACAUUCCGCCACCGCUCAGAUCUCGUCCGCCACCAAAGGACCCACACGGGGGAGAAGCCGUUCAAAUGCCUGGACUGCGGCAAAGGCUUCAGCCAGAGGUCCCACUGCAGCACUCAUGAGAGAAGGCACACGAGACAGCAGCUGUACCCACAGCAUCUGGACAAUGGGAAAAGCUUUGAUACCGCCGAGAUUGGACUUCCGGCGAAGGAGGAAGUUGCUGAAAUGGCUCAGAGAAUUGUUGCCCAGAAGGAUGUGAGGAUGGGACACAUGUGCGUCCUUCUCCACACUGAGUGGGGUUACUUAUAGCAGUGGUGCGGCUAGAUAAUUUGACAUAGCAGACUUGAUGGUCUUACUGGGGUGGGGUGGGGGCUCUUUCGAUGGCAACAUGUAUUAGUUCACUUGCUCCAAGAUGCGGCAAGCCAGCCCUGGUGGGUGUGUUUGAGGCUUCUUCUGCUCAUUCUGUUGUGUGGGGAGUCCUGCCCUGACAGCACCACUGGCUGACGGUCAGUCUUGUUUGUAAACCCUGGUCACUUGGAGGCCAUUCUUAUCUCGCCCUAGGUGAAUAGCACCGAAGCUUUACAGAAAUGGGGAUUUCUCUUGCUCUUUUUCUCCCUUGCCCCUUUGCUCCACAAAUAAUUAACUUAGCCUGCCUCAAAGUAUACCUGCUCAUUUGUGUGUAUGUGCAUGUGGACUAGUCACGUUUGUCCAAUGUAUGUGCCAAAAUUGAGAUCUGAUGACGAA